GGUGACCUCUCCACGUGUGCAUUCAAUCAGCCGUACUCACUUCCAAGCAGAAAUGCUUUGUCAUCCUCCUACUCCGCGAAAUCUUCUUCUGAGGUUGCAACAAGGGCUGGAGUUAACGACGAAAGUGUCAAGAAAGAGAACAAGGAAGAAGACGAUGAGGAGGAAUACGCUGCAACCACUGAUCCCUUCUACGACAAACUUCCAUGGUUCAAGUCCAUUGGAAGGUGCCUUGUCUACCUUACCAAUCUCUACUUUGACAUGUCACACGAGCAGGAGCUACCGUUAAUUAAUCGCAAUGGCGAACACGUGGGUUUCAUUCGAGUGUUGGUGGAGUCCAGAAAUGACUCAUCCCCACCUCGUUCGCCUGCCCUUUCACCUCUCUUUGGACCGCCUUCACAGGGCGGUCAACGCAAAGGUCAUGCUAAACUGCAUUUCGACGACCUCGAGUAUUUCACGUCCGAGGCUAACGGUGAUUCUUACUGUGACAACUUUGCUUUUGGGAGGUUUGAGCCUAGGCUUACACCUGAUCCUCUGGCUACUGUGCGUCCAAUCGAUCCAGACGAUAAAAAG
Messenger RNA from Hydatigera taeniaeformis, 570 nucleotides. Lineage: Eukaryota; Metazoa; Platyhelminthes; Cestoda; Cyclophyllidea; Taeniidae. The record is from the annotation of a GenBank genome assembly.